UGCACCGGCAGGGUUCGGCCGCGGCCGCCGCGCCGGCUCGUGCUUAAUAUUCAAUGAUGUCGCUCGCGCCUCCCCCUCUUCUCGCAGAAAUUCCGCCGAGUCCGUUACUGGGCUCCGACUUUUAAGUUCACUGACCGCCCCCCAACCUUGGCCAGGAACCAGCACUCUCAGGGCCAGCCUCCCCCCCACCUCCCGCCUGAAAAUGACAUUUCGCCGGCGUCUCCGGAGGGGCUGGAUCGCACUUUGUAACUUUCUGAGGAACCCGCGCCCGGGUGGCAGGUCGGGCAGUGGUAUCGUAUGCAAAUCCGCAUGCUGACGUUACAGAUCAUGUGGGUUUUGGCGUAGAUUCCCCACUGAUCGAGGCAUUUUUUUUUCCCCCUUUUUUUCCCUUUUUUUUUUUUUUUUUUUUUUUUUCUUUUUAAAAUUUUGGCCACCGUCCUCCGCACGGGGGCUUUUUCUGUCUGUCUGUCUGUCAGGCUGGCUGGCUUUCCCCCCGCUUUCCCACGGAGCCCCAGCCGGGCGGCCCGGUGGGGAGUGGGGAGUGGGUGGGGGGAGCCAGCAGAGUUCCAUUUUGGAACGCCCGUGCCGCGUCUCCGCGUUCCCAGCCCGGGUCCCCGCGUCCCCAGCCCCGGCGCAGGUCUUGACGCACUGACAGCUCUCGGAGUCCAGCUGUAAAAAGAUUCCCAGGAUGUAAGCAAUACCGGACUGAUAUGAUUCUACCUGGUGUGUUUAGCAAUUGGUGCAGUUACAAUUUUCUGUACUGAAAUCAUUCUGGAAACUCAAACAGUAGACUUCAUCAUUCAAGGGAAGCCAAAGCCAUUUGAGGGAGAAUAAAGCCAAAAACCUUUUAUCAUAUUUAUUCCAAGAAUUUCACUGCCCCCUCCCUACUCUCCUCCAAAAAUAAGCCAUUGCAAACAGACAGGCAGCAUGGCCAGCAAACGAAAAUCUACAACUCCGUGCAUGGUUCGAACAUCACAGGUGGUGGAACAAGAUGUGCCCGAGGAGGUAGACAGGGCCAAAGAAAAAGGAAUUGGCACGCCACAGCCUGACGUGGCCAAGGACAGCUGGGCAGCAGAACCCGAAAACUCUUCCAAAGAAAAUGAAGUGAUAGAGGUGAAAUCUACAGGGGAAAACCAGUCCAAAAAACUGCAAGGUGGUUAUGAAUGCAAAUACUGCCCUUACUCCACGCAGAACCUGAAUGAGUUCACGGAGCACGUUGACAUGCAGCAUCCUAAUGUGAUUCUAAAUCCCCUCUACGUGUGUGCCGAAUGUAACUUCACAACCAAAAAGUACGACUCCUUGUCUGACCACAACUCCAAGUUCCAUCCCGGGGAGACCAACUUCAAGCUGAAGUUAAUCAAGCGCAAUAAUCAGACUGUCUUAGAGCAGUCCAUCGAAGCCACCAACCAUGUCGUGUCCAUCACCACCAGUGGCCCUGGAAGUGGUGACAGUGAUCCUGGGAUCUCAAUGAGUAAAACCUCCAUCAUGAAGGCAGGGAAGCCGAAAGCAGAUGCCAAGAAGGUGCCCAAGAAGCCUGAGGAGGCCACCCCUGAGAACCACGUGGAAGGGACUGCCCGCCUGGUGACGGACACAGCUGAAAUCCUCUCGCGACUCGGAGGUGUGGAGCUCCUCCAAGACACGUUAGGACAUGUCAUGCCUUCUGUACAGCUGCCGCCAAAUAUCAACCUUGUCCCCAAGGUCCCUGUCCCGCUGAACACUACCAAAUAUAAUUCUGCCCUGGAUACAAAUGCCACCAUGAUCAACUCCUUCAACAAGUUCCCUUACCCAACCCAGGCUGAAUUGUCCUGGCUGACAGCAGCCUCCAAACACCCAGAGGAGCACAUCAGAAUCUGGUUUGCCACCCAGCGCUUGAAGCAUGGCAUCAGCUGGUCUCCAGAAGAGGUGGAGGAGGCUCGGAAGAAGAUGUUUAACGGCACCAUCCAGUCAGUACCCCCCACGAUCACUGUGCUGCCUGCCCAGUUGGCCCCCACAAAGAUGUCGCAGCCCAUCCUCCAGACAGCUCUACCAUGCCAGAUCCUCGGCCAGACCAGCCUGGUGCUGACUCAGGUAACAAGCGGGUCGACAACUGUCUCUUGCUCCCCCAUCGCACUGGCUGUGGCCGGAGUGACCAACCACGGCCAGAAGAGACCUUUGGUGACUCCUCAAGCUGCCCCAGAGCCCAAGCGUCCACACAUCGCUCAGGUGCCAGAGCCCCCGCUCAAGAUGGCCAACCCCCCACUCACCCCGGCCAGCGACCGCAAGAAGACAAAGGAGCAAAUAGCCCAUCUCAAGGCAAGCUUUCUGCAGAGCCAGUUCCCUGACGAUGCUGAAGUCUACCGACUCAUCGAGGUGACCGGCCUCGCCAGGAGCGAGAUCAAGAAGUGGUUCAGUGACCACCGGUAUCGAUGUCAAAGGGGCAUCGUCCACAUCACCAGCGAAUCCCUUGCCAAAGACCAGCUGGCCAUCGCGGCCUCCCAGCACGGUCGCACGUACCACGCUUACCCAGACUUUGCCCCCCAGAAGUUCAAAGAAAAAACACAGGGUCAGGUUAAAACCCUGGAAGACAGCUUUUUGAAAAGUUCUUUUCCUACCCAAGCAGAACUGGAUCAGCUAAGGGUGGAGACCAAGCUGAGCAGGAGAGAGAUCGACUCCUGGUUCUCGGAGAGGCGGAAGCUGCGGGACAGCAUGGAACAAGCAGUCUUGGAUUCCAUGGGUUCUAGCAAAAAAGGCCCAGACGUGGUGGCCCCCAAUGGUGCUCUGUCUCGACUUGACCAGCUCUCUGGUGCCCAGUUAGCCAGUUCUCUGCCCAGCCCUUCACCGGCCAUCACAAAAAGUCAAGAACAGGUUCAUCUGCUGAGGAGCACAUUUGCAAGAACCCAGUGGCCUACUCCCCAGGAAUACGACCAGUUGGCGGCCAAGACCGGCCUGGUCCGAACUGAGAUUGUGCGUUGGUUCAAGGAGAACAGAUGCUUGCUAAAAACUGGAACCUUAAAGUGGCUGGAGCAGUACCAGCAGCAGCAGCUGGCGGAUGAUCACAGCUAUGAUGCCCCAUCAAGAAAAGCAGCGAGACCUGUGGCCGAGAGCCCAAAGAACGGAAGCGAGGUGGGUCAGCCAUAUCACAAGGACCCCAAAAAGCUCAGCGACGAGGACUUGGAGAAGUUGGUCUCCCGAGUGAAAGCGGGCGGCGAGCAAAUUAAAGACUGUUUGCCUGCCAAGCCCUCAGAGGCCACCUCGGACAGGUCAGAGGGCAGCAGCCGGGACGGCCAGGGCAGCGAUGAAAACGAGGAGUCGCGCAUCGUGGAUUAUGUGGAGGUGACCGUCAGAGAGGAGGACGCCGUCUCGGACAGGUCGGACGGCUGGAGUCAGACCGCAGCAGAAGGCAACGCCGAGCUGGCCGAUUCCGACUCUGAUGGCACCGCUGCCGAGGCGGGCCAGGCCUAGCCAGGGAAGCCCGUCAGAACUGCUGUGCUGAGAAAGGGGAUGCUCUGUCUUUGAAGAAAGAAGAAAACGUCCCCCCCAGCCGUGGGCCACCCUCGCUAGUGACUGCAAGUGGCGCUGUGUAGCUCAUGCGGGCCUGAAGGGUGCGGGGACCCCAGCUGCUCUCCCAGGCAUCACCCAGAGGACCGGUGGGAAUUGUUCAUAGUGCCAAAGUCCUACUACUGCAUUUUCAAUGGGUCCUUGUAAAUAGUUUGCUCCUCUGCCCUGGCCCCACCUCUUGCUAUACUGGAACCGAUUUGUACCAUGUGGGUAUUUUGUUACCUUUUUAAUCAAGGGCAACUUCCUUUUCCAGCACUACCCUUGUAAGGUUUUUUUCCCAGGAGGGAGGGCUAACCACAGUGCUUUCCUCUUUUCUCUUUUUUUUUUUUUUAAUUUUUAUUUUAUGAAUUUGGGGGAGGGGGUGUUAGUAUUAGUGCAUUAUAUCUACUGGACUUUAGGUAGGGAGGAUUUAUUUUUAAAGGUAGUUUGAAAUUUGGGAGAUUUCUCAACAGGAAGGGCUGAGAUUCGGGCCACUGUCUCAACCCAGAGAGGAUUUACAGACAGCAGAUCUUCCAAGUCAAAUUCGUUUCCAGUUUUGCCCCCAGCUGCCUUUGGGGGUCCCUGCCUUAGCCACACACAAGGCUUCCUGAACUGUCAAGAGAAAGGUCUGCCUUCUCAACUGCUUGGCCGCUUAGGCCAGAUGGGGCGCAGCCAGCGCUGGGAGAACUGGGUGGCAAGUGGCUGACUGCUUUAAGCACCUACUUCAAUACCAGCAGGAAGGGCUCCCACAUUUGUUAGUAUUAUCAUUACUUUUGUGAAAUGAAAACGACAAAAAAAAGAUCUUCCUGUCUAGAGGGUACAAAGAUGAACAACUUUGGUUUCCAUUUUUCUUCUUAACUGCCUUUUCUCGGUGUGGCAUCUGACAAGAUCUCAACUUGCAGCCUCAUCAUGAAUUCAUUUUUUGUUGUUGUUCGUUUGUUUGCGUGUUUGUUUUGGGCCAAUCCUAGAUACCUGAGUGCACUUUUAUUCAGUUAGUCCUAACUUUUAAAGAAGGAAAACCCAGAGACAUAUCUGGUGGAAAUGUCGCAAUAGGUUUUGUUUGCAUCCCGUGUCCCCUCCCCUCCAUGCCCUGCGUUUGAAUACACUGCACAAAUAUGAGGCUAGGAAGUUUGGAAAAAACCACCUUUUCUAACUGGUUGCUCAUUUGUUGUAACUCAAUAAAGCAAAGACUAAACAUUU
Molecule: messenger RNA, 4716 nt
Organism: Cynocephalus volans (Philippine flying lemur)
Lineage: Eukaryota; Metazoa; Chordata; Mammalia; Dermoptera; Cynocephalidae
Gene: ZHX2
Product: zinc fingers and homeoboxes 2
Exons: 4
Coding region: 928-3441 (837 amino acids)
Biological process (GO): regulation of transcription by RNA polymerase II
Cellular component (GO): nucleus
Molecular function (GO): DNA binding; DNA-binding transcription factor activity, RNA polymerase II-specific
Source: RefSeq, a predicted model, not a curated record